Messenger RNA from Anthonomus grandis grandis, 1518 nucleotides. RefSeq names its product protein yellow. The transcript is spliced from 7 exons. The coding region runs from base 121 to 1353 and encodes 410 amino acids. The record is from RefSeq and is a predicted model, not a curated record. Gene Ontology annotation, cellular component: extracellular region. NCBI's taxonomy places the organism in Eukaryota, Metazoa, Arthropoda, Insecta, Coleoptera, Curculionidae.
UCAAUUCAUCAGUCGAUGCUAAACCGGUACAUUGAUUACACGGUUCAUUUUUUUUUAAUUAAAAUUUUAAAACUGAUUUUAAAAUUUGACUAAAUAAGACUAAAUUUUUAUUUAUUAAUCAUGUUCUAUAUGCUAAUUAUAUUUGUUCUUGUGUUUGGACGUAUUUCAUCUUUAGCCACACCCGAGGAAGUUUUCGAAUGGAAAGAGUUGACUUUUGCUUGGCCCAAUGAUCAAGCCAAACAAUCAGCAAUUAACGAGGGCAACUACAUUGCCGAAAAUAAUUUGCCAUUGGGAUUGGAUCGGUGGCGAAAUAAAUUAUUUGUUACAGUACCGAGGUGGAAAAGUGGAGUAGCUGCGACUUUAGGAUAUCUUCCUCUGGAUGAACCCAUUAAUAAAAGUGCAUCAAUAAUUCCUUAUCCGCAUUGGAAAGCAAAUUUGCUACCAAAAGGAGAUAAAGCUACAGAAGAUACCCAUAUAAUAUCAGUAUUUAGAAUUUCUAUAGACGCCUGUGAUAGAUUAUGGGUAAUGGACUCCGCUCUGGCAGAUAUAUUGGGCGAGCCGAAAGUUUAUUCUAACCCAGCUAUUUUAAUUUAUGACCUAAAUACUGACAAACUAAUUAAAAAAUAUUUGUUAAAGCAGGAGGAUUUAAAACAGGAUUCAUUUUUGGCCAAUAUUAUUGUAGAUGUGCCAAAAGGCGAAUGUGACAACGCAUAUGCCUAUAUACCAGACCUCGGUGGUUACGGAGUUGUAGUAUACUCUCUUAAGGAAAAUGAUUCAUGGAGAUUAAAACAUAAUUUCUUCCACUUUGACCCCCUUCAUGGCGACUUCAACGUAGGCGGGGUAAACUUUCAGUGGACGGAUGGCGUGUUCGGAUUGGCUCUUGGAAAACCAGAUGAAAAUGGGUACCGAACUGUCUACUUUCACCCACUGGCUAGUUUAAACGAGUUUUCCGUUAAUUCUGCAAUUUUGAGAAAUAAAACUUUAGUUAACGAUCCUCAUAUCUACUAUGAAUUUAAGCUUGAAGGCACCAAAGGAGAAAAGUCGCAAACGUCUGCAUCAGUAUUUGAUGAGAAAUCAAGUACCGUAUUUCUAACCCAAUUAAAUAGGGAUGGAAUUGCCUGUUGGAACACGGAAAGAGAGUUAACUCCCGAAAAUGUUCCGGUAGUUAUCCAAGAUUCCGAACGGCUUGUUUUUACUAAUGAUAUAAAGAUCGACACUGAGAGGAACUUAUGGAUUCUUUCUGAUAAAAUGCCACAAUUCCUUUUUCGCCAAUUAGACCCAAAUGAAAUUAACUAUCGCAUUUUGAAAGCUAAAGUGGACGAUAUCAUCAAAGGGACAAAAUGUGAGGCAUAACCUAUUUUAAGUAUCAUCGCUUACGUAUAAGGAUCUUUAUUUAUAUACAUUUUACUUUAAGGGCUUUUUACUGGCUUACUUUAUAAUAGUAUAUAGAUUGUAGUAGUUAAAAAAUAGGUUAAAAAUAUAAUUCGUACGUACGUUUGAAAUAUAUUAUUAAUAUAU